This is a messenger RNA of Anas platyrhynchos (mallard), 6090 nucleotides long. RefSeq names its product SAMM50 sorting and assembly machinery component (gene SAMM50). The record is from RefSeq and is a predicted model, not a curated record. Gene Ontology annotation, cellular component: outer membrane. NCBI's taxonomy places the organism in Eukaryota, Metazoa, Chordata, Aves, Anseriformes, Anatidae. Gene Ontology annotation, biological process: mitochondrial respiratory chain complex assembly; protein insertion into mitochondrial outer membrane.
UGCGCCGCUGGCUCCGCCCCACCGCUUCCCCCCCGCCACCCAAUGAGAGCCGGGGCGGUGCCACCUGUCAUGGCCACCCCCGCGCUGCGGCCUUGAGCACCAGAGGCCUCUGUCGAUCCCGCCGCCGCCAUGGGCACCGUGUACGCCCGGAGUUUGGAGCCCCUUCCAAUGAGUGGGCCAGACUUUGGUGCCUUGGGAGAGGAAGCUGAGCUGGUUGAAGUUGAACCAGAAACCAAGCAGGAAAUUCUUGAAAACAAAGAUGUGGUCGUUCAGCAUGUACACUUCGAUGGACUUGGAAGGACCAAAGAUGACAUUAUCAUGUAUGAAAUCUCUGAUGUUUUCAAGGCUAAAAAUCUCAUUGAUGUAAUGAGAAAAUCACAUGAAGCUCGUGAAAAGUUGCUUCGUCUAGGAAUCUUUAGACAGGUAGAGGUUCUGAUUGAUACCUGUCAAGGAGAUGAUGCCCUUCCAAAUGGUUUAGAUGUAACCUUUGAGGUAACAGAAUUAAGAAGACUAACUGGAAGCUAUAACACUAUGGUUGGCAACAAUGAAGGCAGUAUGGUACUUGGGCUCAAGUUCCCCAAUCUCUUUGGACGUGCAGAAAAGGUAACCUUCCAGUUCUCAUAUGGAACAAAGGAAACUUCAUAUGGCCUGUCGUUCUUCAAACCACAGCCUGGAAACUUUGAAAGAAAUUUUUCAGUUAACCUGUAUAAAGUAACUGGACAGUUCCCUUGGAGCUCUCUUCGUGAAACUGAUAGAGGAAUAUCAACAGAACUUAAUUUUCCAAUCUGGAAGACCAAUCACACACUGAAGUGGGAGGGUGUGUGGAGAGAGCUUGGCUGCCUUGCUAGAACAGCGUCCUUCUCCGUUCGAGAAGAAAGCGGACACUCUCUGAAAUCUUCCCUCUCUCAUGCCAUGGUAAUUGAUUCCCGGAACUCUACAAUCUUGCCAAAACGAGGUGCUUUGCUGAAAAUUAAUCAGGAGCUGGCUGGCUAUACAGGUGGAGACGUGAGAUUUCUGAAAGAGGAUUUUGAAUUUCAGUUGAAUAAGCAGCUUCUCUGGGAUUUGGUGUUUUCGGCAUCCCUUUGGGGUGGAAUGCUAGUACCUAUUGGAGACAAGCCAUCCAGUAUAGCUGAUAGGUUUUACCUUGGUGGACCAACAAGCGUGCGAGGAUUCAGUAUGUACAGCAUUGGACCCCAGAAUGAAGGUGAUUACUUGGGAGGAGAUGCCUAUUGGGCUGGAGGCUUGCAUCUGUACACUCCUCUACCUUUCCGGCCAGGUCGAGGAGGUUUUGGAGACCUUUUCCGAACACAUUUCUUCCUCAAUGCUGGAAAUCUCUGCAAUCUUAACUAUGGUGAUGGUCCCAGAGCUCACCUGCAGAAGCUGGCAGAGUAUAUCCGAUGGUCUUAUGGUGCCGGAAUAGUUCUCCGACUUGGAAACAUUGCUAGAUUGGAACUUAAUUACUGUUUCCCCAUGGGAGUACAGUCUGGUGACAGGAUAUGUGAUGGUGUUCAGUUUGGAGCAGGAAUCAGAUUUCUAUAAUACGGAAAUUAUUUACAUCAGUACUACGAAGUUGAGCUCUGUAAUUGAAAUCAAGACUAUACAGCUUGAUAUGGUCUAUUUUUUUUCUUGAAAUACUGAUACACAUUUGAAUGAUUUACCUCAGACUCCACAAGAAACUAUAUUAAAAGAAUUAUGCUCUAAAGGUUCAUUGUACCUCUGAUUCUUAACAAAGAUGGGAGAAUGCUUGUAAGAUUCUAGCUAUUUUAGUUUUUACUUAGUAGUAGUUUCAUAAAAAGUGAGACAGUUGUGUUGGAAAUUGGUUCUUGAAUACAUUCAACAUGACUGUAAUUGUCAUUGGCCUGCAUAGCCUUCAGUCUUCCAACUGGAAGUCUCUCAAGUGCUGGGAUGAUCCAGUGCAUGUAUGGUCAGAGUGGAAAUUAAGGGGUAACAGUUUUUCUCCAUCUUCAAAAUGCAUCAAAAAUGAUUUGGUACAAAAAUUAAUGGUAUUUAGUGAAGCAGAAUGUUCUGAUUCAGGUAUGUUUCACUACUGUAAAAUCAUCCAUAUGUAAAUGUGUUCUUUGCCUAGCAUUGUGAAUGCUAGAAUUCAAGAAUAACUUUGAAAGAUUCUCAAUUCUGAGGCAGUUUUGAGUCUUUAGUGAUCUUAGUCAAGCCAUUGAUUUUGGGUCUUGCUGGUUAGAUCUUCUGUAGCAGUUGCAAAAACAGACAUCUGGAAGUGAUCACAUUGCUACCUUGUUUGCUUUUGUGUCAGAGGCAUGCCUCACUACUAACUUUUUUAGAUGCUAAUCAUAAAAGUGGCCUCUGAGACUGGAGUAAUUCACUAGUUCAGUCCUAAUGACUCAACUUUGAAGAUAGUUUAGAUAGGUUGAUAGACCUACAUCAGUCUUCAGUUGUUAUAAGAGAGUGAACCUGUAAUCUACUUUUCCUGCAUCUAAAUUUACUUUUCUGUUGUUGUUUUAGGCAUUGGAAAACAUAGAAUUACAAUACAAAUAAUAUUCUGGGAGAGUAGAACUUCCCAGCUUUGUCCAGUCUGUCCUUGACUCUAAAUCUCCUAAUGUAAUUGUAUACUUCUGCUCAAGAACCAGUGCUAGACAAACUAUUAUACUCCCACUUUCUUCUAUCCAACUAAAGGCAUGGCUUUGCACAUACUGAGAAGCUGUGUGACUUUGCUGAAUGAUGUCAGGAUUCAUGAAAUCUUGUUCCCAGUCAAGUUAGUGUUGGCAGGCACGCUGUUCUUUAAAGAGGCUACAGCUUUAUGCACUGCUUUAGCAGUGGUAUAUAUUGCUAUUGUACUAAUACAGUGACUAAAUCUGUUCAUGUUGAUAACUCACUUUCUAAAAUACAAAGCCUAGAAACUGGUCUGUGUAGCUUUGCGGAGCUCCACUUGACUGAACAUCCUUCCCCUUUUUAUAAAGUUUAUCAACAGGAUCACAGAUGUUGAAAAACAAAGUGUGAAUUACAGAAGUCGGACCUACUUCAAAUACCAACAUUUAAUAUAAAGAUUUUUGUGUGUGUGUGUGUAUCUAACAGGUUGUGUAGCAGAUACAUAUUUAACAAAGCAUUUCCGAUGAUUUUUUGUUGUUACAAGAUAAAAUAUGACACUAUGUUAAGAAUGUCAACAAAUAUAACUGUUUUUUUCUCCAGCACCAUCUACAUUUUGACAUACAAAAAUAUUUUUAGUGGGAAUAAUGGGAAUGUUUAGAUACUAAAAUAUUGUUAGGAUUUUCUCCCAGGAGUUCCAAGUUUAUUUUGGUAAUGUUGAUAAAAUUAGAUGCAUUCUGAUACCCUAGGAACUCUAUUUUGUGUGCAUUGUUCAUUGAAGUCUUCUCACAUUUAGUCUUUUAAUAUUGCGUGAGAGUCCUAAACUAUUAUCAGUUUUUCAUUCUAGAGGGCAAGGUAGCCUUCCUGAGUAGAAAUAAUCUUAAACUGUGCACUAAGAAUCUAGCUUACAAUUAAGUUUUGAGAAAACUGAUCUAUACAAUAAAUUAAAGGAUGAAUGGGGAAAUUCAGAUGCCGUCUGAAGCAGAGCUUCAUUGGCUGUGGUGUUUUUUCAAUGCCUACAGUUCUUUCUACAGGCUAAAAAAGAUCUGGAGAGGGGAGAAGAGCACCUUCCUUAUAGUCAAGAAGUAGCAGGAGCUUCUGGGGACAAGGACUGUGCAGUCUUACUGCUGCUGUAUUGAGGGCACCUCUGAGCCAGUGAGAGCAGAGAAAUGCAUCAGUAACAGGGCUAAUGUUUCUAUCAGCAGUUCUAAGGCAGUGAUUUAUUGGAGCUGUUCCACCUGCAUAAAUCAAAGCUGAGAACAUUCUUUAUGUUUGGGAGAGCUGGUGGCAUGAGGCAAUGCUAAUGAGUAAGCUGUUAGGGGGACUUUGGGCGAAGGUAGAUGAGGAAACAGGGAGGUUGUUCGAGUGUAGGGGGCAGGUUUGUUGUGAUAUUGAGAGCAAAACUGCAUUUGAUUUGAAAAAUACAAGCUUUAAAAAUAAAAUAGGAUGCCAACUUAUAAUAUGGUAAUGUGCUUCAAACAAAAGUAUGUUUGCUAUUGGCCUGUGCUUUUCUUAAUACAGGUCUGUACCUGUUGUUAGUGAAAAUCUCAGCAGAGAUGUAGCAACUAAUGUCUGAUACUCAGUGCCUUUCCAAAAUACCUAUUGAAUUUUGUAGAAAGUGUUGUCCCUGUCAUGUCCUUGGAGGGAAAUGUGCAGAACUGUACUUGCCCAUGUACAAUAAAAUAUACAGACAGAUGGAAAAGUGAGUAUGGGUCAGACUGGGUCUCCCUUCCCUGGUAUGCAUGAGCAGUUACUUGAAUGAGAAAAUAGUAAUUUGUACUGAUGUUGCAGGGGAAAAAAGCCUCAUUCCUUAAUGGGAAUAGUGAAGUUGGUCAUAUGCCUGGUAUAUUAUCUUGAAUUUUGUAUGGGAUAACUUAAGAAAAUCACCUAAAAUUACAGAAUUUCAGUGUGCAGGAUAGCAGUAUUUUUCUGGCAUUCUCAUCUGCUUAAAAAGCCUAGAACCUGGCAGCCCCAGUGCUAGCGAUAGAUUUGAGAAGAAUUUUUACACAAUUUCUCUGCCAUGAAAAGGUUUUUGAAAUUGUGGAGUUUACUGCAUGAUUUAUGCCAUCAGUGCUAAAUUGCUGUUAGCAGCUGCAGUGCUCUUGGUGAUAUUAAGUUAAUUGGGACAAGACUUUAUGCAGAAUGUGGUCUGUGCAAGUCAGAGCACUCAGCUUCCUUCCAUUGUUAGAAAAUACAAACUGGUCUGCAGCUAUAGAGCUAAUGUCUGCAUGGAAUAAAUGGUCUUUGUAAAAAAUUUUCAACUAGAAUACGUAAUAUAAAUUAUUCUGAAGCAUAUCAGUAGCAUCAGUUAAGAGGCACAUUUCUACCUCAGUAGUGAAUAAGUACCAUUAUUUAAAAAUAAAACCAAAAUGACAACAACAAAAAAAGCAUUUUCAAUCAUUUGGUAGACCAGAGAGAAAAAAUAAUAGCAUCUCAUGUCUAAAUUAUCUAUCAUCUGAGAAAAAUCAGUAUGCAUAUUAUUAUAAUAGAGGAAGACUGUAUGGAAUGAUUUUCUGUUUUGAAAAGCCAUGUGGUUCUGCUUUAAUUCAUUAUGUGAAGAACUAUGAGAGACCAUUGCCCCAUAUAUCCCAGGUCACCAUUACUUUGUGACACACCUAAUUACAGUAAUCUCAUUUUGAAUGGAGUAUCAAAUGCUAAAGUAGAGGAAGCAACAACAACAACAAAAACCUAUAAAAAAGACUAUCAAUGUUAAAAUGAGCAAAUGUCAAUCCAGACUUCUAAGUGUUCAGCAAAACGUUAAACUUAACAAUUUUGGGAUUAAAUUAAAAUAGAUUUUUGAACUAGAUUUGUUUUUUCCAGUGUAAUUUUUUUUGAAAGACGUGUAUUCUUAGUGACUAUACUCUCACAGAAAUCUCCUGACAGAAGAGGGUACCAGAGAGAAUUUUCUGGGUCAUAAACUGCUGGUAUCUCAUUCUGUGUGGAAGGUUUCAAUAAAUAAUGUAACUGGCUGCCUCAGUACUCCUCUUUACACAGAACACAGACUUCAAAUGGAAGGCCAUUCAAUUCAUGCAGCAGCAGCUGUGCCACUUUGAAUGGCUAUCAGCCAGUUAAAUUAUUAAAGACUAACAAACACGUGAUGAAAGUCUUCACAUAAGCUCUUCAUAUCCUAUUUAGAAGAGCACUGUUUGUUUGAACUUUGUUUUGUUUUCUUUUUUUGAAGUGUAAUAUUGCUUUCUUUUGCCAUAGACACUCUCUUCUUGUCUCAAACAAUCCAGUGUCCUUUUAUUUUACAAUAGGUUGACAUACUUUUCCUACUUAGGCUGUAAAUUUAAACAUUUCUGUUAUAAACAUAUAGGAUAUCAAAGUGAGGUGAAUGGAUGUAUUUGUAUGGUUUUCUUUGAAUUAUUGAAAGAUAUUUGCAUAUAAGUCUUUAAAUUUCAAGUGCUGUACUUAGGUUGGUUAAGUUUUAUAUGCUGUUUAGACUGUGUGUAUAGCUUGUGAACCAAUUUGUGUGCUUUCUUGGUUGGAAUUUGUACUUACAGAUUUUCAGAUUACAAUUUCAUAAAAACA